AUGCAAUCGGAUAAGGGCAAUGUUACUGUUUUGAUGGAUAGAUCUCAAUAUGUUGACCUAUCCCGAGAGAUCCUUGAAGAUGACAAUCACUACAAAAUAUUACCUAGAGAUCCCACUACGUCCAUGCAAACAAAGUGCAAUUCAUUGGUGAAAAAUUUGGUCAACAAAGGGUAUAUAACAGAGUCUGAAGGGAAACGUUUAUAUAAUUACAAUGCCGUACCAGCCAGAUUCUAUGGCCUCCCGAAAAUUCAUAAGCCCACCUUAACCCUGAGACCCAUUGUUUCGUUUAUUAAUACUCCAACAUCCAAGUUAUCAAUUUACAUGGCUGAUAUAUUGGCUAGAACUCUUGCUGCCACAGAAGAUAGAUAUUUUGUCAAGAACUCCUUUUCCUUUGCGGAAUUUGCUAAAGAUCUUCAGAUACCAGAUAAUUACGUACUGAUAAGUUUAGACGUAGUUUCUUUAUUCAGCAAUAUUUCUGUUGACUUGGUGAUCUCGGCCAUUGAGAGUCGGUGGACAGAUAUUGAACAACACACUUCCAUUCCCAAAGAUGAGUUCAUUUCCAUGGUGAAAUUCCUUUUCUCUUCGAACUAUUUCCUUUUUGAUGGGAAAUUCUAUUUACAGAUACUGGGCUCCCCCAUGGGCUCCAAUUUCAUUCCAGCCAUUGCGAAAAUAGUUAUGAUAUUUCUUUUGGAUUUGAUACUGGCUAACUUACCAUUUUAUAUUCCUUUCUUGAAAGGAUACGUAGACGACCUGAUCACUGCUGUUCCAAAGGAUCAAGUGACUUACACCCUCCGGAAAUUUAACGAAUGUGAUGAGUUUAUCAAGUUCACCCUUGAGGAGGAAACAUUGGGCAGUGUUCCCUUCUUGGACACCAAGGUCAUCAGAACAAAUGACAAUAACAUUAUACUAGACUGGUAUAGGAAGCCCACGAGUUCAGGCCGUUACAUCCAUUUUCUGUCAAAUCACCCUUCCAAACAGAAGAUCAACUUGAUUCUAGGACUAAAAAGCCGCAUUGAAAGAAUAGUACACCCAACGAAACGAGAGGCCAACUUGAAUGUCCUUUUUCAGUUAAUGAGGAAUAAUGGAUAUCCGAGGGGACUACUUUCACGGUUAAUUUACAACUCAUCGCCCUCUGGACAGCCACAGAGGGUGAGGGAAGGAAUGUCUGAUGGUGUUGUGCCUACAGUGGAGAGCGCCUCCGCCACUUUGGAACUCAGAAGAGAUGGUUUGAAGUUUUCGUCUAUUCCUCUGAUAGAGGGUGUAACUGGGUCAUUGGUGAGGUUGCUUAAGACAGACACAAUAAAAGUGUUGGCAAGAAAUGAGUUCAGGGUCAAGAAAUUAUUCAGCAGGGUCAAAGACAAGAUGGAUGUGCUUAAGAUGAGUGGGGUAGUGUAUGGUGUUCCAUGUGCAUCUUGUGGUGAAAUUUACGUUGGACAGACAUCUCAACAAUUGAAGAAGAGACUCACACAACAUAAGAGUGAUGUUAAGAAUCCAAGCAAGGCAUGUGCCCUGGCAGAACAUGUGAGAAGUAGUGGCCAUCAAAUGAAUUACAACGCAGCGAAAGUGUUGGAAUGUGAAAACAAUCUCAAGAAGCGGACCUUUUUGGAGAUGUGUCACAUUAAACGACAUAGUAAUUCGAUGAAUUACAGAAGGGACAUUGAAGGGAUUAGCAAUAUUUAUGCAUUUUUACUAAGUAUUGACCAGCUGUCCGGGGAGAAAGGAGUACUGAGGCCAGGGAAUGAUGGGAGCUCUGUGGUUUCAGACGUCGUUGUGUCAACCUGA
Molecule: messenger RNA, 1782 nt
Organism: Coccinella septempunctata (seven-spotted ladybird)
Lineage: Eukaryota; Metazoa; Arthropoda; Insecta; Coleoptera; Coccinellidae
Exons: 1
Coding region: 1-1782 (593 amino acids)
Source: RefSeq, a predicted model, not a curated record